GACAUCAUGUAAGCUUGAUUGAGGCAUAUGCAACCAAUAUCGCCCUUACUCUCCUGUGUACAAGUUUCCGGCCUCCCCUCCCUUCUCGUGCUGUUCCUCCCAAGAGUUUGUGAGUGUGACGUCCGUACAUCCCGGGAAAGAUGAUUGCGCGCCGCCUGCUCCGAUCCAAUACCUCCGCCCAGGCAAGCAACUUAGUGAAGUAUGUAACUAGCACUGGAAGUUUGCAAGGCCAUGCAGAUAGUUUGCCAGCUGCAUCAGUCAGACAUUUUAGUUCAGCACCAUCUCGUCAAUCUGACUCAACUGAAGAAAAUGGGUUUAAGGGGCAUGGCAUGUUGGCACCAUUCACAGCUGGCUGGCAGAGCAAUGAUUUGCAUCCGCUGAUAAUCGAGAGAUCUGAGGGUUCUUAUGUUUAUGAUAUCAACGGAAAUAAGUACCUAGAUUCUCUUGCAGGACUAUGGUGUACAGCUUUAGGUGGUAGCGAGCCUCGACUAGUCCAAGCUGCAACUGAGCAAUUAAACAAGUUACCUUUCUACCACUCCUUUUGGAACCGUACAACCAAACCUUCAUUGGAUCUUGCAAAGGAGGUUCUUAGCAUGUUCACUUCAAGAGAAAUGGGAAAAGUGUUCUUCACAAAUAGUGGUUCAGAAGCAAAUGACUCUCAGGUCAAACUAGUAUGGUAUUAUAACAAUGCAUUGGGGAGGCCAAACAAGAAGAAAUUUAUUGCACGGUCAAAAGCAUACCACGGAUCAACAUUGAUAUCAGCGAGCCUAACUGGUCUUCCUGCCCUGCACCAGAAGUUUGAUCUACCAGCACCUUUUGUUCUGCACACAGACUGCCCUCACUACUGGCGAUUCCAUCUUCCUGGUGAGACAGAAGAAGUAUUUGCAACUAGACUUGCCAACAAUUUAGAGAAUCUUAUUCUCAAAGAAGGACCAGAAACAAUUGCUGCUUUCAUUGCUGAGCCUGUGAUGGGUGCUGGUGGUGUCAUCCCUCCUCCAAAGACCUAUUUUGAUAAGGUUCAAGCAGUAGUAAAGAAGUAUGACAUCCUUUUCAUAGCAGAUGAGGUCAUUACUGCAUUUGGAAGGUUGGGAACUAUGUUUGGAUGUGAUAUGUUUAACAUCAAGCCGGAUCUAGUUUCAUUGGCCAAGGCUCUUUCAAAUGCCUAUCUACCCAUUGGAGCAACUCUUGUUAGCCCUGAAAUAUCAGAUGUGAUUCAUUCCCAGAGCAAUAAGCUUGGUUCAUUUGCUCAUGGAUUCACGUAUUCCGGUCAUCCAGUUGCCUGUGCUGUGGCCAUCGAAGCUCUGAAAAUUUAUCGGGAAAGGGAUAUUCCUUGUCAUGUCAGGCAAAUUGCUCCGAAGUUCCAGGACGGAAUUAGGGCGUUUGCAGAAAGUCCAAUUAUUGGGGAGAUACGUGGGUUAGGGAUGAUACUUGGAACUGAAUUCACUGCCAACAAAUCACCAAAUGAUACAUUCCCUGUUGAAUGGGGCGUUGGUGCAAUCUUUGGAGAGGAGUGCCAGAAGCGAGGCAUGCUGGUUAGGGUUGCUGGCGAUGCCAUCAUGAUGUCACCGACACUGAUCAUGACACCUGGUGAAGUCGAUGAACUAGUGAGCAUAUAUGGAGAAGCCCUGAAGGCCACAGAGGAGAGGGUGGCAGAGCUGAAAUCCAAGAAGAACUAGCCAACAUAUACCAUCUCUCGUGCAAUGACGAUGAUGACAAAUUGACAAUGUCGGUGGCAAUGAUCUCGGCUGGUGCACAGAAGAAUAAUUCAUCGCUGUCAGAUGGCGGCAAUAACGCACUGGAACAAGCAGUGUUCUUGAUGUGCAAAAUAGCAGCUAUUCUUUCACCAAGCAAUGGUGUCCGAUAGCUAUAAUAAUACACCAUAUAUGGUAAUUUCUUGCCCGUUGAGCACAAUCUCUUAAGUUUGCGACGAUGUAACUUUUGCAAAAAAUAAUGUUGGAAGACACAGCUGGGCACUUUCUGGAACAAAAUAAUUUCAUAUUUCCUUUCGAAGAAAAAAUAAUUUCAUAUAAUACAUGAAGGGAUUGCAAUUUUUGCCUGUGGAAA
This is a messenger RNA of Phragmites australis (common reed), 2064 nucleotides long. Its product is annotated as gamma-aminobutyrate transaminase 1, mitochondrial-like. The record is from RefSeq and is a predicted model, not a curated record. The transcript is spliced from 19 exons. Gene Ontology annotation, biological process: biotin biosynthetic process. NCBI's taxonomy places the organism in Eukaryota, Viridiplantae, Streptophyta, Magnoliopsida, Poales, Poaceae. Gene Ontology annotation, molecular function: S-adenosyl-L-methionine:8-amino-7-oxononanoate transaminase activity; pyridoxal phosphate binding. The coding region runs from base 141 to 1676 and encodes 511 amino acids.